UUUUUUUUUUGCGGUUUUAUACGUUUUAUUCCUAUUUGCUUGAACUGGAUUUAUACACUGGGCAAUGUCACUUAUUUAUGGUUUGAUAGCACGAGGCUCUGUUAUUCUGGCCGAGCACACAAAUAGCACGGGUAACUUUACAACAGUUACUUUGGCUAUUCUUGAAAAGAUUCCACCCAACAAUUCCAAACUCACCUACGUCUAUGACAGAUAUUUGUUUCACUAUAUUUGCGAGGAUGGUAUCACUUACAUGUGCAUGGCAGACGAUUCUUUCGGUCGACGUAUUCCUUUCAUCUUUUUACAAGAUUUAAAGGACAAAUUCUUAUCGACGUAUGGUAAAACCAGAGCGUUCGAAGCCCCACCCUAUGGAUUGAACGAAUUUGCGCGAGUGAUAGAGAAGCAAAUGGAAUUCUUUUCUACCAACCCAAGUGCGGAUAGGUUAAAGCAAGUACAUGGAGAGAUUGAACAAGUCAAAGAUGUGAUGGUGCAUAACAUUGAAAGAGUCUUGGAAAGAGGAGACCGGAUUGAGCUCUUGGUUGAUAAAACAGACAAUUUAAAUCAGCAAGCUUUUGCAUUUAAAAAGAGAAGUACACAAUUGAAGCGCGCUAUGUGGUGGAAGAAUACAAAAAUUAUGGCCAUGAUCGGCAUAGUGAUGUUGUUGUUGAUUUAUUUCAUUGUUGGUUCCGUAUGCGGAUUUCCUGGUAAGUUGUUCACGACAUCACUUUUCUUAUAUAAAGAAGAACUGGCUUUGAUGGUUUCUUGA
Mycotypha africana is the source of this 763-nucleotide messenger RNA. Its product is annotated as putative vesicle-associated membrane protein. The record is from RefSeq and is a predicted model, not a curated record. Gene Ontology annotation, cellular component: membrane. NCBI's taxonomy places the organism in Eukaryota, Fungi, Mucoromycota, Mucoromycetes, Mucorales, Mycotyphaceae. The transcript has 6 exons. The coding region runs from base 65 to 763 and encodes 232 amino acids. Gene Ontology annotation, biological process: vesicle-mediated transport.